GCUUCUUCACAUUCUUAACUGAACCACAGGGAGACCGAACAAAAUAGAAAAAAAAAAAAAAAACGUACAGAUCUCCGAUCAGAGCCAAAUUUAAAAUCGACGAAGAGGAUAACAAAUAGCGAAAGAGCUUUACAGAGAGAAGAGAUGCUGCCAACUUCAGUCUCUAAAGGACGUUCUUCGUCCGCCACGUCACGAUCAAACUCCAUGCUCCCACAGUACCUUCGUCGAAUCAUCAAGUGGCAACAAAUGGAUAUUGAAUAUACUUUCUGGCAAAUGCUUCAUCUAUGCACUUCACCAAAAGUUGUCUAUCAGCACACAAAGUAUCACAAACAAACUAAGAAUCAAUGGGCCCGUGACGAUCCUGCCUUUGUUGUAAUCUGCAGCCUCCUUUUGUCAGUUGCAACCAUGGCUUAUUGUGCCGCGUAUGACCAAAGUGCCACACAUGCUGUUUUUGUUGUAAUUUCAGUUUUGCUUUUCCAUUUUCUGAUUACAGGAGCGGUUCUGGCCACUUGUUGUUGGUUCCUGACAAAUUCUUACCUUCGGGAAGAGUCUCCAAACAGUCAUGUGGUUGAGCAACGAGUUGAAUGGCUGUAUGCAUUCGAUGUGCACUGCAAUUCUUUCUUUCCAUUGUUUGUUAUGCUUUAUGUUAUACAUUAUUUUCUCUCACCCCUUUUGGUAGCUCAUGGUUUCAUCCCUGUAUUACUGUCAAAUCUGCUUUUCAUGGUGGCUGCUUGUUACUAUCAUUAUCUCAACUUCUUAGGUUAUGAUGUACUGCCAUUUCUGGAAAGGACCACAUUUUUCCUCUAUCCAAUUGGAAUUUUUAUUGUCCUUUCUCCUAUUCUGAUUUUAAGUGGCUUCAAUCCUUCGAGAUACUUUAUGAAUAUGUACUUUAGUCAGAGGUUAUGAAUCAUACAGCUUAAAACUUUGGAUAGCACAUAAUUGAGGUGGUGGAAAAUUUGAGGACUGCAUCAACACUAGAUGGCUUGAUGAUUAAUCUACAUGUAGGAGGGAAGGCACGAUCACUAUAUAGUUAUUCUUGCCUUUUGGCUUUUGGUAGUCCUGCUGACAGUGAAUUGAAGUUAAGAACCUACUGAAUGAGCUCAGGAUCAAGGUAAUUUUGAUCAAAUGGAUUAGUAGAAUGUAUUGAUUCUGACCCAUGUCAUUUUCAUCAAAAUAUUUUGUUGUCUACCUGCAAAAUCAGGGCAGUUUUUUUUUUUUUAAUUUUUUGUCCUCAAAUAUAUGCCGACAUUUGAAGUUACAUGUAUUGGCUAAAUCAUGAAAUUAGUGAGGUUGCAUGUGCGAAAUGUAUGAUUUUAUGGUUGUUUGUUGAGAA
Molecule: messenger RNA, 1333 nt
Organism: Mangifera indica (mango)
Lineage: Eukaryota; Viridiplantae; Streptophyta; Magnoliopsida; Sapindales; Anacardiaceae
Product: protein unc-50 homolog
Exons: 10
Coding region: 145-906 (253 amino acids)
Cellular component (GO): Golgi membrane
Source: RefSeq, a predicted model, not a curated record